CCCAAAAAAUGCAACAACAACACUUUUCAUCUCUUUCCCAAUACUACAAAAAAACCCAAAACAACAGCUUUUGUUUCUUUUGUUUUGCCUUUUCAGCUCUUCUUCUAAACUGUUAAAAAGAUGUCUCUAGCUAUAGCAGAGGUUUACACGGUGAGGAAGUUUCACAAAGAGAGUAUGAAGAAACCGACUAAACCAGUGGGUGUUACCGUCGGCGAGGGAGACGAGAAGAUCGUAGGGGGAGGAAGUUUCAUGGAGGCGCUUGUGAAAUCUGGUGGGAGUAGACGAUUCGGACGGUUGUUUUUUGGAAAGCCCGGGAUGAAGAAAAGCUCUGCUAAAGUUUCGGAUCCCAUGACGAUUGAGUGAUGAUCAUAUAAAAAAUAUUAAGUUUUUCUAUAUUUUCCAUAUAUAUAUAUAUAUAUAUCUUUUUCUUUUUCUUUCAUGGGUCAUUUUUUCUGGCUUUUUCUAGUGUCUUCUCUUUUUCUUUAUUGAGUGAUUUUUAUUAAAUAGUACGACGUAAAACGUUGUACUUGUAGCGUCCAAUGUAAUGAACUUAUUAAAAUUAUGAGAAAUUAUAAAUACUACUAUAACUUCUGGAUAAAUGCAUU
Molecule: messenger RNA, 605 nt
Organism: Camelina sativa (false flax)
Lineage: Eukaryota; Viridiplantae; Streptophyta; Magnoliopsida; Brassicales; Brassicaceae
Source: RefSeq, a predicted model, not a curated record